Messenger RNA from Xylaria bambusicola, 2208 nucleotides. RefSeq names its product GMP synthase. The record is from RefSeq and is a predicted model, not a curated record. Gene Ontology annotation, biological process: GMP biosynthetic process. The transcript is spliced from 20 exons. The coding region runs from base 196 to 1833 and encodes 545 amino acids. NCBI's taxonomy places the organism in Eukaryota, Fungi, Ascomycota, Sordariomycetes, Xylariales, Xylariaceae. Gene Ontology annotation, molecular function: GMP synthase (glutamine-hydrolyzing) activity; ATP binding; GMP synthase activity. Gene Ontology annotation, cellular component: cytosol.
GGCACUUUGGCAGUAUGGAGGGGUUCUAUUGAGUGCCCCUCCAUUUCCAACUGGGACACCCCACCAUGGAGGGGAAAUCUUAACUUUUUUUUUCUAAUCGCGACUCGACCCGUUGAUACCCACGUCGUCAACCGGAAAGCUCCGUGUUCGGUGAACAUCUUAAGAUAGCUGUAGUAACAAGUUGUUGAUAUCAAUAUGGCCGACACCACCACGGCGGCCGCUGCGCCUCACAACACCUUCGAUACAGUUUUGGUGCUGGAUUUUGGCAGCCAAACAAGCCAUCUCAUUCUCCGACGACUGAGAUCCCUCAAUGUCUACGCUGAGAUGCUGCCGUGUACCACCAAGCUGGCUGAAUUAGACUGGACCCCUGUUGGCAUUGUCUUGAGUGGAGGCCCCUCCUCUGUUUACGAUGAAGGCGCUCCCGGCAUUGAUCCCGCUAUCUUUGACUUGGGUAUUCCAAUUCUGGGAAUAUGUUAUGGAUGCCAGUUGCUCGCCUGGUUGAUCAACGACAAAAACGUUGCUCGCGGCGAGGCUCGGGAGUAUGGUGAAACCGAUCUUACCAUCCACAAGGUUGGCAGCGCCAAUGCCGACCGUCUCUUUGAAGGCUUUGACGACACUCUCCAUGUCUUCAUGAGCCACUUCGACAAACUCAUGCAUUUGCCUGAGGGCUUCGUCACAAUCGCGAGCACGAAGAAUACUGCAUACGCUGGAAUUGCUCACGAGUCCAAGCCUAUAUUUGGAAUUCAACUACACCCCGAAAUCUCGCACACAAGUCGGGGUACAGAUAUACUCUCAAAUUUUGCCAUCAAGAUCUGCGGCGCACGUGCCAACUGGGAGAUGGGAAACUUCACCGAGAAGGAGAUUAUUAGAAUUCGCAAGCUUGUGGGCGAUAAUGCUCAAGUUAUUGGAGCAGUCUCUGGAGGUGUUGACAGCACAGUGGCAGCUCGAUUGAUGAAAGAGGCGAUCGGUGACCGCUUCCAUGCAAUUCUUGUGGACACAGGAUUAAUGCGUCUUAAUGAAUGCCAACAAGUCAAGGAGACACUUCAAGAACAUCUCGGUAUCAACCUAACGAUUGUCGACGGGUCAGAAUUGUUCUUCAGUCGCCUGGCAGGCGUCUUGGAGCCGGAAAAGAAGCGCAAGAUUAUCGGUGAAACUUUUAUUGAUCUAUUCGAGAAAGAAGCUAUCCGUAUCGAGGAAGAGGCAAAGGAAACAACCCGUGCUGGAAAAGUGGAAUGGUUCCUUCAGGGAACACUUUACGCCGACUUGAUUGAAUCUUUGAGUUUCAAAGGUCCUUCGGCUACUAUCAAGUCGCAUCACAAUGUCGGCGGUCUUCCCGCUAGAAUGAUGAACGGACAAGCACAGCUCAAGCUAAUUGAACCUCUACGAGAGCUCUUCAAGGAUGAAGUGCGAGCGUUCGGUCGCCAACUAGGCAUCCACGAGGACCUUGUUAUGCGCCACCCAUUCCCAGGCCCGGGUAUUGCUAUCAGAAUCCUCGGAGAGGUAAACCGUGAGAAUGUCGAACUCGUCAGAAAAGCCGACCAUAUCUUCAUUUCUAUGAUUAGGGAGGCUGGAAUCUACGACCAGAUGUCACAAGCUUAUGCUGCUCUUGAUACCAACAGAGCUGUGGGAGUGAUGGGUGAUAGCCGCGUUUAUGGUAUGAUCAUCAUAUUGAGAGCCGUUACCAGCGUGGACUUCAUGUCCGCCGAACCAUUCGAGUUCCCAUUCCAACUCCUUAAGAACAUCUGCCGAAGAAUCGUUAACGAAGUCGAUGGAAUCACUCGAGUCGUGUAUGACUGCACUUCAAAACCUCCUGGAACCAUUGAACUGGAAUAAAGGAAUAUUAGACUCGACAGGGUAGAUUAGCCUAGGCUAGCUAAACCAAGCUGGCAUCAACAAGCUACGAAUGAAUAGGGGCGUGGAUUGUAAUCAAGAACCACUUCAACCCCGAGCUGGGGACACUGUGGUCAUGUGUCUCAAUUGAAAAUGAGCGGCUUUUAAAUGGAGGCUUGAUAUAUUAAACGAUGUGCGAUUGUUACUGUGUUUGAAUGUGGCGGGCUUAAGCUGGUAACGCAUGGAAUGGAGCUAAAAAGGCAUAGAUACUAGACCAACGCCUUCACUGUUGCGUAGAUUUUCAUCAACAAAUACUAUAGAUGAUAAAAAGUAAGAAUUGAUUUACCAGACAAUACAUAUCUCGACAUUGAGCAGUCC